Molecule: messenger RNA, 6069 nt
Organism: Impatiens glandulifera
Lineage: Eukaryota; Viridiplantae; Streptophyta; Magnoliopsida; Ericales; Balsaminaceae
Product: protein CHROMATIN REMODELING 5
Exons: 32
Coding region: 501-5624 (1707 amino acids)
Biological process (GO): nucleosome organization; regulation of transcription by RNA polymerase II
Cellular component (GO): chromatin; nucleus
Molecular function (GO): histone binding; ATP binding; chromatin binding
Source: RefSeq, a predicted model, not a curated record
AAAAGUAACCUCGCCAAAUCGCCUUAACCUUUCUCUCUCUCUCUGGAAGUAGUCUCUAUCUCCCCUCCUCCUAUUCUCUCUCUUAAUUUUUUUUUCUGGACUUCAUCGACCGGUAAAUCCAAUCAACUCCGCUUUCCUGUCAAUAAUCGCCGGAGUAUCAUCAUCGGUCAUCGGAGAUUGGUGUGUUCGUUCGUCGAUACAAUAGGUUUUUCGAGUAUCUCUUGAAAAGUUCUAAAAAAAUAAUAAAAUUCCCCUCCACUCACGUUCCGCCGCCGGCGCGUUCUUAUCGGCGACGCUUCGAUUUUAGACGCGUGCAAGAUUAUUAACCUGCGCACGCUCUCACUCUGUCGUCGUUCUUUCCUGUCUUUGUUGACCUAAUUUCUGUGACUUUGAGAGUGGCAGAUAACUUCAGGUGAUUAAGGAAUGUGGAUGUGAUAGUGGAAUUUUUCCAUCUGAAGCACAAAUUGGAUUUGCUGAAAGAGAAAAGCCAGGGUCAGCAAAUGAAGAGAGUGGACAGGGUGGAUCAGAGUGAAGAAGCAGAUGCACAUUCCAUUGACAAGGGUUCUGAUAUGAAGAUGGAUGGUCAACUUCAAAUUCGUGGUCAAGUAGAUGUUGCAAGCAGGUUGCAAGAUGAAGGAGCUACAGAUGAUGGUAAGAUAUCAAAUCUUCCUAGUGCAAAGGGGGCCUCUCAUAGUAGCAAAUGGGGUUCAACUUUUUGGAAAGUUUGUCAACCUAUGAAUUCUCAUGCUGGUUCAGAAUCUGGGCAAGAGUCAAAAAGCGGGUCAGAGUAUAAAAACGAGGAAGCUUCUGACUGCGACUCAUCUGAUGCGCAUGAAGAUAGACAAAGGUCAGAAGAUGAAAGUAGACAAAAGUUAGAAAUUCAGAGGGGUCAAGGUGAUCGUCCUACCGAUGAGAUGUCAUCGGAUGAUUAUUAUGAACAAGAUGGAGACGACCAAAGUGACUCACUUUAUAGAACAUCCAACCAUUUUACUGCUUUUGAUUUGAAACCUCAGUCAAGAUCUGCCCCUACUGGAUCAUGUAGUAAAUCAAGAAGUUCUCGUGAUGUGGAAUACGAUGAUGCUGAUGCUGAUGCUGAUGUUGAUUAUGAAGAUGAUGAAGAAGAAGAUGAGGAUGAUCCCGAGGAUGCUGAUUUUGAUCCUCAUUUUGGGGCAGCGAAAGGAGGGAGGAAAGGAAACAAGGAUGAAGAUUGGGACGGAGAGGGUUUUGACGAAGAAGAUAACAGUGAUGAUGAUUUAGAGAUUUCCGAUGAGGAUCAUGCUUAUUCUAAGAAACCAAAGGGCAGGCUUUGUAAGAGUGAGAGAAAUGUCAAGUCUACUAGAACAAUUAAAUCUGUGAGUUCAUCUGGACGGCAAAAGAGAAGUAUAGCAUCUUUUGAAGAAGAUUUCUCAGCUGAAGAUUCAGAGAAUGACAGCAUUGAGGAUAUCAAAAGCACCAGCAGGGGACGAGGUCAUCCACGCAAAACUGUUGGUGGCUUGACCACUUCAUUUAGUGGUAGAAACAAUGAAGUACGGACAUCUAACCGAUCGGUUCGGAAAGUAUCUUAUGUUGAAAGUGAAGAAAGUGAAGAAAUUGAUGAAGGAAAGAGAAAGAAGAGUAAGGAGGAGAUGGAAGAGGAAGAUGGAGACUCGAUCGAGAAGGUAUUAUGGCAUCAACCAAAGGGAACAGCCGAAGAAGCUUUACAGAGUAAUAGAUCAACCGAACCAGUGCUCUGGAGUCACUUGUUUGACUCCGUGCCAGAUUGGAAUGAUAUAGAGUUCUUAAUAAAAUGGAAAGGGCAAUCUCAUUUACAUUGUCAAUGGAAAUCAUUCUCUGAGCUGCAAAAUCUUAGUGGGUUUAAAAAGGUUAUAAAUUACACUAAAAAAGCGAUUGAAGAUAUAAACUACCGCAAAAGACUGUCACGUGAAGAGAUUGAGGUCAAUGAUGUGAGCAAGGAAAUGGACUUGGACAUCAUCAAACAAAACAGACAGGUGGAAAGAAUAAUUGCAGAUUCAGAAUCUAAGGAUGGUUCUGGUGGUAUGAUGUUCUUUGUUAAGUGGCAGGGAUUGUCUUAUGCAGAAGCCACAUGGGAAAAGGAAGCGGACAUUGUUUUGGCUGCAGAUGCUAUUGGUGAAUUCAAGGCUCGUGAGGAAGUUUUGAACAUACAAGGGAAAUUGGUGGACUUCCAACGCAAGCAGAGCAAAGUUAGUCUGAGGAAGCUAGAUGAGCAACCUGAAUGGUUAAUGGGAGGGAAACUCAGGGAUUACCAACUUGAGGGAUUGAAUUUUCUUGUCAAUAGCUGGAGGAACGACACAAAUGUUAUAUUGGCAGAUGAGAUGGGUCUGGGUAAAACAGUUCAAUCAGUAUCAAUGCUUGGUUUUUUACAGAAUGCACAACAAAUUUAUGGACCAUUUCUCGUUGUCGUCCCUUUAUCAACUUUAUCAAAUUGGGUAAAGGAGUUCAAGAAGUGGCUCCCGAACAUGAACGUUAUUGUGUAUGUUGGAGCCCGCGCAAGUCGGGAGGUCUGUCAGGAGUAUGAAUUCUAUAACACCAAGAAGGGUGGUCGGGGCAUAAAGUUUGACACUUUGCUGACUACAUACGAAGUGUUAUUAAAGGACAAGACAGUACUCUCAAGAAUCAAGUGGAACUAUCUUAUGGUUGAUGAAGCUCAUAGGUUGAAGAAUAGUGAGGCCUCACUUUAUACAGCACUCCUGGAAUUCAGUACAAAAAACAAGUUGCUUAUUACUGGUACACCCUUGCAGAACAGUGUGGAAGAACUAUGGGCGUUGCUUCAUUUUCUUGAUCCGCACAAGUUCAGGAGCAAGGAUGACUUUAUUCAAAAUUACAAGAAUCUUAGCUCAUUUAAUGAAAAUGAGUUGGCUAAUCUUCACAUGGAAUUGAGACCUCAUAUUCUUCGUAGAGUUAUCAAGGAUGUGGAGAAGUCUCUGCCUCCAAAGAUUGAGCGCAUCCUUAGGGUUGAGAUGUCUCCUCUGCAGAAACAAUAUUAUAAAUGGAUAUUGGAACGCAACUUCCAAGACCUCAACAAAGGUGUUCGAGGCAAUCAGGUUUCGCUCCUAAAUAUUGUAGUAGAGUUGAAGAAAUGUUGCAACCACCCAUUUCUAUUUGAAAGUGCUGAUCAUGGUUAUGGUGGGGACAUGAAGAUUGCUGGCAGCUCAAAAAUGGAACGAAUAAUCCUGAGUAGUGGGAAACUGGUUAUACUCGACAAAUUGCUUGUGAGAUUGCACGAGACCAAGCAUCGAGUGCUCAUAUUUUCUCAGAUGGUCAGAAUGCUGGAUAUACUUGCAGAAUAUCUUUCACUUAGAGGAUUUCAGUUCCAGAGACUCGAUGGUAGUACCAAAUCUGAACUGCGUCAGCAGGCAAUGGAACAUUUUAAUGCACCUGGCAGUGAUGAUUUUUGCUUCCUUCUUUCAACACGUGCUGGUGGAUUAGGUAUUAAUCUCGCAACAGCUGAUACAGUCAUAAUAUUUGAUUCUGACUGGAAUCCUCAGAACGAUUUACAAGCAAUGAGUAGAGCUCACAGGAUUGGCCAGCAAGAAGUAGUCAACAUCUACAGAUUUGUGACAAGCAAGAGUGUGGAAGAAGAUAUCUUGGAGCGCGCUAAGAAGAAGAUGGUUCUCGAUCAUUUGGUUAUUCAAAAACUAAAUGCUGAAGGUAAAUUGGAGAAGAAAGAAACAAAAAAGGGUGUUUCAUUUGAUAAGAAUGAGCUGUCUGCAAUCUUGAGGUUUGGGGCUGAGGAUUUGUUUAAGGAAGACAAAAAUGAAGAAGAAAGCAAAAGGAGGCUUUUGAGCAUGGAUAUUGAUGAAAUUUUGGAAAGAGCCGAGAAGGUGGAAGCAAAAGGUGCUGAGGUUGAGGGGUCAAAUGAACUGUUGGGUUCUUUUAAGGUUGCCAAUUUCUGUGGUGCUGAAGACGAUAGCGGCUUUUGGAGCCGUUGGAUCAAACCGGAUGCUGUAUCUCAAGCUGACGAGGCAUUGGCUCCCCGAGCUGCUCGAAAUAACAAGAGUUAUGCAGAGGCUACACCACCCGAGAGGAGUAACAAAAGAAGGAGCAGGGGAAUUGAGUUGAUGGAGAAUGCUAGUAAGCACAGGAAACUAGAUUACUCCGCGUACUCUGUCCCAGCCAUUGCAGGAGCUGCUGCUCAAGUAAGGGGAUGGUCAUAUGGCAAUCUGUCGAAGAGAGAUGCGACACGUUUUUCCCGAGCAGUUAAGAAGUUUGGGAAUCAUAGCCAAAUCAGCUUAGUAGCAGCUGAGGUCGGUGGGGCAGUUGAAACUUCCCCGGUGGAAGCACAAAUUGAGCUUUUUGAGGCAUUAGUCGACGGCUGUAAAGUGGCAGUUGAUGCUGGAAGCUUGGAUCCAAAGGGGCCUAUACUUGAUUUCUUUGGAGUGUCUGUAAAGGCUGGCGAUUUACUCAGCCGCGUUGAAGAACUUCAACUCCUAGCUAAGCGUAUCAGUUGUUUUGAUGAUCCAAUCUCACAGUUCCGAGCUGUGAUGUACCUAAAACCUGCAACAUGGGCCAAGGGUUGUGGGUGGAAUCAGAAAGACGAUGCCAAAUUGCUUCUUGGAAUUUACUAUCACGGAUUUGGUAAUUGGGAGAAAAUAAGAUUGGAUGAAAGACUUGGUCUCAUGAAGAAAAUUGCUCCUGUGGAACUUCAGCACCACGAAACUUUCCUUCCACGGGCUCCUAACUUGAACGACCGAGCUUCUCAACUUUUGGAAAUGGAAGCGGAAGGAAAGAUAAAAAGACCCCGCAAGCCUACGAAGAAAGAGAGAGAGAAUCUUGUAAACACGUCGGUGAGCAAUAAUAAUAACAAAGGAAAGCAGGGUAAAGAAGCGGGCUCUUCUAGAGUUGGUGGUAUUCAGACGAGAAAAGGAAGCAGCAGGCCUUUAUUAAGAACGCAGAAAGCCGAACCAUUGGUGAAAGAAGAAGGGGAAAUGUCGGAUACUGAAGAAGUAUGCGAGCAGUUUAAGGAAGUAAAAUGGAUGGAAUGGUGUGAAGAUGUUUUGUCUGACCAGGUUAAAACUCUGAGGCGUCUUCAUAAAUUGCAAACUACCAGCGCUGAUUUGCCGAAAGACAAGGUGCUUUCAAAAAUUAGAAAAUAUUUACAGCAUCUUGGAAGGAGGAUUGAUGAGACCGUGCUAGAAUACGGGAAGGAAGACCGGCAAGAAAGAAUGACAACUAGACUUUGGAACUAUGUGUCGACAUUCUCAAAUCUACCAGGAGAUAGACUUCAGCAGAUUUAUUCGAAACUUAAGCAGGAGUCGGGUGUGGGUCCCUCGAACCUGAAUGGUGGUGGCGGUUCAGGGUCAAGGGGGUCGGCAAGAGGAGGAGGAGGUAUAAACAAAAAUGACAUCUCGAAUAAUGGGAGAUUUGAGGUGUGGAAAAGGAGAAGAAGAUCGGAAGAGGACAGUUACUCGCAGCAGCCGCCCUUGCCCUUUCACAGAAGGCCACAACAACAACCACAACCGCCCUUAGGCAAUGGGUAUAAUAAUAAUAAUAUACAGGUUGAUCAAAAUCCUUCUUCGGGAAUUCUAGGGUCGGCUCCUCCUCUUCUUCCUCCACCAUUUAGAAUGCGGCAUAAUGCGUUUCUUCCUCCAAAGCAGCAGCAAUAAUCAUUUUUCCUCUCAUUCAGCAGCAGCAGCAAACAAAUUCUGUUUUGUUUCUUCUCUGGAUUUUUUUAUGCACGUGAGAAUGGACGAGCAGAGAAUCAGAAAAAACGAGAGGACGCCAGAUCAGAAACCACGCAACUACUUACACUUUGUAAGGAGGGGAGGGGGAAGGGAGAAAGAUGAGUUUUCAUAGAGAGGAUCCAAUUGAUUCGGUUAUUACCAUCAUAGAAAGAAGCUACUAGUUAGUUUAGGGUUGGUUGUUCUUCUUAAUUUAUUUAUAUAUAAUUUGAAGUAAGUAUAUACUACUUAGACAAGGAAGGAGCUGAACAUAUUUUUUGUUUUGUUUUUUAUUCUGACUACUACUUCUUACUACAUGCCUUUAGAAAGAAAUUUGUACAUUAAACAAUUUUUACAGCUCCAAUAUCCAGAAUUUUAAUCUUUCUUUCUU